Messenger RNA from Dermacentor silvarum, 2824 nucleotides. RefSeq lists its product as uncharacterized. Lineage: Eukaryota; Metazoa; Arthropoda; Arachnida; Ixodida; Ixodidae. The record is from RefSeq and is a predicted model, not a curated record. The transcript is spliced from 4 exons. Bases 138 to 485 code for a protein of 115 amino acids.
UUGUCCGCGUCUCGCGCUGUGGGAAAUAAUUUUAAACGUGUGAUUGGUUUUGUGUGCGGUCUAAUCAGAGACGUGGUCCGUGCGUUGUGUAUUAAUCGUGCCCCACCUCAACUCAAAGCCUUGGCACGCGCUGGAAGAUGGAUCCACGGAAGCAGAUACGAGCAGUUGCAACGUGCCCGGUGUCGGCGGUCGGUAUACUACUGUCAGUAUGGAAAGUUUCAGCGGCUGUCCCCGCCCUGAAAACCGAGUUUGGUGUCGAGCCACUCUGGAAUAUAUGGAGGCGCCGGAGGACCAGUGGAAGGUGUCAUCCAGAUGACAGCCUCACAAUUCGCAGCCUUUGUGCUCUCCAUCAGAAACCCAUCAGGGGCAAGCCACUUAUGUUUGCCUUCAGACAAGACAACAUUGAAGCAGGAUUCCAGCACAGCCAUCUCCUGCACUUAUGGUCAAGAUGCUCAGACAAUGGAGUCCCUGUUCCUUGUGGUUAACCGUGAACAGUAUUCUCGCUUUUAUGAAAGCUAAAGGUGAUUUCCUGCAUAAAUUAGAAUUUUGCAGCUCAAAUGUAUACACUUUAUUCUAAUUUGAAUCAACUAAUAUAUGCUGUUUAAUACUUUUAUACUGUUUGAUACAAUCAUUUCUUGUUGGAAAAUAUUAAGCAUGAUGUUUAACAUUUAUUUAUGCAUUACUGGCUGAUGCAUGAUGGCCUGUGUUUAAAAAAUGUGAACUCACACAUUUGAAGCUUCAUUCAGUAACCAGAGUAUGGCUGAUUUAAUAAACAUUAUUUGCUCAUUUAUGUACAAGCCCUAAUCUUCCAUUAUCGCACCAAGUACAAAUAAUUUAGAAAUUGGCAAUGUAUCAUCCGCAUGUGGCCAGUAGAGUACCUUAAUGAACAGUGGUUUGUUUUUAUAAGGCCGCCAUUGAUACGGCACUUCGCACCUAAACAGUAAUAAAUCUGGCAUAUUAGGCUGUCUUGCAGUAGAAAAAAAAACAUUUUCAAGCAACAUAUUUUAUAACAGACCAUGCAUUGCCUUCGCAUUACAAAAUUUAAGGAAACCAGAAUUGUAAUUGGAAAAUCUGCUACACAGCAUUUUUAGCUCAGAGAACUCUAUUUACAUUUAAAAAAAUGAUUUAGGUGGGAAAAAAAUUUUCUUGCUCAAGGAAUCUUGUUGAGGAGCGAAAAUUCAUCUUGAUGCUCCUGGAUCAAACCUUAUUUAAAGCAAGUUCAUGUGUGAAACAUACGGUGUUUCAGUAUAUCAAAAAUGUGCGCCAGUCAAGCUUUAUAUCGACUUUCCAAAUCAGCUUUUCACAAUGAUUUGCCAUGACAUUGGUGUACAAAAUAACAGGGUGUGUUUCUUGUGUGCUUGCUCUGCAUUUCAUGUACUUCCCUAAUUGACCUUUGCAAUAUAUAUAUUUUUUCAAGGCCACCAAAACUAGAAUUUUUGUACCUGAAAUUUAAUAUUGAAAAUUUAUUCCUUUAAGUGGCACCAAACAGGCUGUUUUAGGGUUACCAUAUAUACAGGUUGUUUCAGUUAACUUAAGCUAAACAUUAAAUAAAUGCAAAUGCUACGUAGCUGGACAGAACCAAGGUAAUGUUGUUCGCCGUCGCUUGGAGAUACUCAGACUAUUUUUUGUACUCGGCCUAAUUCGAUAAUUAGACCUAAUUAUUUAUUCAACUUCUCAAUUAUUAUAAUUAGAUGAAAAGUGUCAAUGAGUAAAUUGUAGAGCAACAUGAGAAACUCCCAAUACAGCUUUCUGUUGCUCAAUACGUGCAACAUAAAAUGGUUUUUCCGAGCGUGAAAGAAGCCCGUGAAUAUACGCAAAAUUUUCGUCCGACUGGCCGCUCGAGGCACUUUAUGUGUAUUCGCGGGCAUCUUUCACGCUCGGAAAAACACUUUUGUGUUGCACGUAUUGAGCAACAGAAAGCUGUAUCGGGAGUUUCUCAUGUUGCUCUAUACAAUCUUCUAAUUGACACUUGUCAUCUAAUUAUAAUAGUUGAGAAGUUGAAUAAAUAAUUAAGUCUAAUUAGGCGGAGUACAAAAAAUUGUCUGAGUAUCCCCAAGCGACGGCAAACAAUAUUACUUUGGUUCUGUCCACCUACGGAGCAUUUGCAUAUUUUUAAAGUUUGUCCCAAGUUAACUGAAACACCCUGUAUAUAGGACAGAUUUGAUCAGUUAUAUUAAAAAAACAUUUUUGUAGGAAAUGUAAAUUUUCAUGUACUUACAAAUGUAUUUGGUGAUUGCACAUUUUAGGUUGUUAUGUAUGUAUUAUGUAGUUAUGUAUUCUAGCAUGGAAUAAAUAUAUUUACUUUCCUUGAAAAUGCAGUAUCGUAUAUGUCUUGCUGGUUCGUAUUACAUUUUAUAUGGAUAUGUAAAGCGUAAUAACCAUUGAUGUAGAUAUACACGCUCAGAAGUUAUAGUUUGCUAGGUUGCAUUUGUGCAGUGAAGACAGGUUUUGCCCUGAAUUACUAAUAUUUAUUGUCAUCCACACGUAUAAAUGUUGUGUAUGCCUAUCGAAACUUCAAGCUUGGCUAUCGGACGCCGUGCUUGGUAGCUGAACUUGAACCUUCUGGCACACACGAGUUAUGCCUGGAUCGCUCUAUAUAGUCAUAAUUCAAGGUAUGUACAGCUGAGCCUGCCUUCCCUAUACUGUAGAAAUAAAGGGUGUACACCCUUUCAACACCUAUGAAAAUGGGUGUUAAUGAGGACUAACACCCUAACACCCUUCAUAAUUUUUGCUGGACACCCUUCCUCUAGGGUGCUAUAAUAGCACCCCAACUGUAGGGUGUAGGAAACAGCACCCUUAGGGUGUCCGUCUGGCGACAAACUGA